GAUGUUAAACACCGCUUUAAGCUCGUUUGGUGCUCAGGUUGUGUUAGUGACGUCCAGCGAUGAGAAUCAUCCACCGGAAAGCAUGAUUGAUGGAAACACGGAGACGUUCUGGCUGUCGACGGGAAUGUUUCCUCAAGAGUUCAUCAUCCGAUUCCCAGAUAACAUGAAAAUAUCGGUGAUCUCCAUCGACAGUUCUAACAUAAAACAGUUAAGAAUAGAGAAAAGCACACAAGAGGAUGAGAAAUUUGACCUCAUGGCAGAGAAAGAGUUUGAACACAUAGAGGGAGGUCUACAAACAAAUGAGAUACCAGUUGACGGCUCAAACGCGACACAGCUACGGUUUCUCAUCCUCUCUGGAUAUGAUCAUUUUGUCUCAGUGCACAGAGUGGGCAUACAGGCAUGAGAAUGACUUUAAUGGGUCACCAGGACUUGUGAAGUAGCCUUAUUAUAUUUUACAUCAUGUACAGUACAUCAGGAAAGUAUUCACAGCAAUUCACAGUGCUCCACUGAUGAUCUCAAGGAUGAUCAGUGGAAACAGGAUGCACCUGAGCUCAAUUUUGAGUGUCAUUGCAAAGGCUGUGAAUACUUAUGUACAUGUGCUUUUUUUUGUUUUUUAUUUUUAAUAAAUUUGUAUAGAUUUCAAACAAA
Molecule: messenger RNA, 648 nt
Organism: Ictalurus punctatus (channel catfish)
Lineage: Eukaryota; Metazoa; Chordata; Actinopteri; Siluriformes; Ictaluridae
Gene: hspb11
Product: heat shock protein, alpha-crystallin-related, b11
Biological process (GO): intraciliary transport
Cellular component (GO): cilium; centrosome; intraciliary transport particle B
Source: RefSeq, marked provisional